AUGGCCACAGAAAGCUUCCGAGCACCUGCCAAUGGUGACCUGAUGUACCCGCAACAGACGCCCACCAAUGGCUCCCACUCGGCUCCGUCGCACAGAAGGCAGACGUCCCAUGUCGUCAAGCCUGCGCCAGAUUACUACGAAGACAACGAGUUUUAUGCCAGCAAUCCAACCGUCUCGAGAGCACCAUCAGCGCCCUACGCAGCGAAUUCAGGCAGAGCUCAUGGGCGCCAGAAGUCGCGUUCGAAUCCCACUAGAAGCAAAAGCUACCGAAGAAACGUGGACCCGGAAGAGGAGAUGGACUACAAAGACCAGCCACCCGUGUCGGACCCGUCAGCAUGGGUGGAUGGCAAUGCGAGAUUAUCAGCACCAAGCGUUGCGAAGCAGGGAAACGAUCUCAGAGCAUCACCGUCAUCGAACGGCCAGCCAUCGCCAAUGAGCAGGUCAAGUACUCGACACGAUUGGGCUUCGGACCGGUCGCCCCUCCAGAAGCUCGAGGUCACUUUUACCGGUAUUAGCAAGGAAGAGAAAAGAGCGCGCGCUCUAGAAGCUGAGAUGAAACUGAAAGAACGGAUGCAACGGAAAGCUGAGGCUGCGGCAUCGGGCCAGUCUCCUGAAACUGAGGAGCUUGCAGCACCCGGACGGACAGGAGUACCAGGCCGGCCUGCCAAAGGUGCCAAACGACCAGUCCACCGGCGUUUCGCUUCCGAAGCUGAGGCAAAAUAUACCCCCCCAGGACAGGGCCCAUCUGAGAGGACCAGACCCACCCGCAGCAGAGCGCCUUCUCUACCGUACUCUAUCCCGCGUCCCUUGGAAGACCCUCCUCAGUAUACCGAUGAAGCACAAUCGGACGAGACGAUGACCAAGAACGGCAACGAUUCUAGGCGUCCAAUCCCUCAAGCCCAGGGACAUCCCAUGGGCCCACGGGCGAUGAACCAGAGCAAGCCUCGGGUAUCACGGCCUCAGACUGCUGGCUUCCAGGACCCAGCCCUCCCAGAACAGCCUAUGAUGACUUUCCCAAACAGAAAGCCUGCUCCCGGACUAGCACCAUAUCCUGACUUGUCGGCCCAUCACACGAGGUCACCCCCACAGCCUGCCCCAGAAAGAGACCUCCCCGUCCCAGGAAAGGGUUCCCCACAAGGGAUUAUCAAGAAUUCCGCUGGCACAGUACCAAAUUUCAAAUCAAAUGCGCCGGCAAAGCCCAAAGUCUCUUUCAAUGUGCCACCCCCUACGCCCCCUCCCCUAUCGGAAUGGAAAACCGCAUCAGUGGCAAGACUUGGCGCCUCCGAUUUUGAUUUCCAACGGUUUGAUGCGGAUCGAAGCAAAGCUUGGUGGGAUACUGGGGCAAGCACUAAUCGCCGGCGCAGCCGGGCUUUGCCAAAUGAGUUCGCUCAGAAGCCACCCACCCAAGGUCAAACAGCCCACAAGCGCUUCCAGCCAUCUCUCUUUUUGCAAAGUGGACCGUUGCUCCGAUAUGCAGGAUUGAAGCGGGUUCGAAUCGAUGGGCCCAAUGGACCGUUCAACAAGGAAACUUGGCGAGGAAGUAUCCUGAUUGUGACCCAAGACUCGCGCUCCUGCUAUGAACCACGGCCGAAUCUGAAGCUGUUCGCCCAACCGAUGGACCUCCUCCCCCCUCCUCCCGUUCAGGUUAAUGGCGAGGAUGCUGAACUCGCGCCCGAGUAUAUUGAUCCGACGGCAGGGCUGAUGAAGUUGGGUCGGGACGGACGUCCUCUCUAUGUCAAACCCGUGGAACACCUCAUGGAGGAGGUGGAUCUUUCGCUCAUCGAGAACGACGAUGGCAUUUACGAGUUGUCGCCAAGCAUUGUGGACUACAGCAGCGAGGGCGUCAAGCAGCCCGUGCCAGCUAAUAGAGUGCACUCCAUGGACGGAGAGACAGCCGGGAGCUAUACCGAGAUCGCCGGAGCUCGUCUGUAUGCCGACCCGGGACGAAAUGUCACGUUCUGGAAAUUCAAUAUCGAGAUCGAGCUGGGGCCUACUCAACAGCGGGUCGCCUACCGUCUGAACCAGGGACCGGCUUUGGGUUUCUGGGUGCCAGCGAGGGGGCAGUCGAUGAACAUCAUGUUCCAUACCGGCAACGGCUUCAGUCCAGCUGCAGAUUCCAACAAACUCAGCGGGCCUGACCCUCUGUGGCGAGAUAUACUAAAUGAGCACCAGACUCGCCCGUUCCAUGUCAUGAUCGGUGGUGGUGAUCAGAUAUUCAACGACAAGGUUAUAGCGGAAACGACUCACUUCCAGGAGUGGGUGAAUAUGAAGAAUCUGAGCGAAAAAUACGAGUCGCCUUUGACCCCUGAAUUCAAGGCAGAGCUGGAAGAUUUCUACCUGGAGAAUUACUCCACGUGGUUCUCUCAAGGACUCUUCUCUCUUGCCAACUCACAGAUCCCCAUGGUAAACAUGUGGAACGAUCAUGAGAUCAUUGAAGGAUUCGGCUCCUACCCAGAAGAUUUCAUGAACUCGCCUGUGAUUUCCGGUCUCGGCAGUAUUGCGUUCAAAUAUUACCUGCUGUUCCAGCAUCACAGUGUUCCGGAGGAAACUGAAGCAGAGGAACCCAGCUGGCUUCUCGGAGCCCAGCCUGGACCCUAUAUUAACCAGAGAAGUCGACACUUGUUUAUGUCAAUGGGUGACGGCGUGGCUUUCCUUGGGCUGGAUUGUCGAACGGAACGAAUGACUGACGAGAUCCUUUGCGAACAAACAUGCGAUCUGAUCUGGGACAGAUGUCAUCGGGAGAUUGUCAAGGGUGAAACCAAGCACUUGAUAGUGUCUCUGGGCUUGCCUGUUGCGUAUCCCAGAGUGGCAAUGGUCAGGAACAUUCUCAACAGCCGUAAAUCCCUCGGCAAAACCGGGCUCUUUGGUGGGUUGAUGGGCAAAAAGGCUGGCAAGAUCGAGAUCUUCGAUGAUCAUUGGACGGCCAAGCAUCACAAGUCCGAACGGACUUAUCUGAUUGAAGAUCUUCAGGACCUUGCUGCGGAGAAAUCCGUCCGAGUGACCAUCCUGAGUGGCGAUGUGCACCUCGCUGCCAUUGGACAGUUCUACUCGAACCCCAAGUUGAAUGUGCCCAAGGACAAGGAUUAUCGGUAUAUGCCGAACAUCAUCUCCUCUGCCAUUGCAGACAUGCCGGAGACAGACAUGGUCUCGGACACGCUCAACAAGCGCAACCGCGUACACCACAUGGACACCAACACGGAUGAGGACAUGCUCCCGAUCUUCACGCACGACGUGAACAACAAGGCCCGCAACAACAAGCGGUUGCUUCCUCGACGGAACUGGUGUUCGAUCCGUGAGUAUCAGCCUGGCUCUACCCCACCAGAGACACCGCAACUUGCAGCCGAGGAGGAGCACCGCCCAGCAAAGCUCAAGCGAACACUCUCCUUAACUCGCAACGAUAAGCCCCCGCGCGCAGGUCUCCUCCGACGUCUCUCAAUGCGCGGCCCUCCCCCGACAAAGGAGUUUAAUCUCGGUCCACCCCCGGACAACCGACGGAUGAGCCUGGACGGCCCCUUCCCACCCCCCUCGACAAGUGACACGCAGUUCCCUGCCCCAGCCGAGUUCAAACCGGGCCCCUUCAUGCGCCGACCCACCAACCUCAGCCAAAAGUCGGCCAAACGCGGCGAUGAGGGUGCAGGAGCCUUCAUCAACCUGGAAGGCGGACUCUCCAUUACCCUCAACCUAGAACUCAACCCCAAGGACCCAGCGGGAAUCACCACACCGUACAAGCUGCUUGUCCCGGCUCUUCGUUGCGACGGCGCUGAAUUCGACCCCCCUGCCUCGCCCGUCCGGAAGGGCUGGAAAAAGUGGUUGGGCGUGCGCAGAAAGAAGGAAGACAGGGCUGCGGUGGAGGAUACCGAGGCGGAGAAUGGGUUUACAGAUGAUGAAGAUGAGGAUGCGCUUGAUGAUGAUGACGAUGAUGAUGAGGAAGUUCAGGGGACCUUUGAGAUCGCCGAGGGAGGGAUCCUUCCGCCAGAGACCCUGGUACCCGUGAGUCUGGAGGAUAUGGAUGGGGAUGCUGAUGGCGAGGAGAAUGCGGAGAAGGAAACACCAAAGCGGAGAAAGUGGUUUGGACGGUCGAAGUGAGGGGAACUAAUUUUCGUGUUUAUUUCUUUUUCCCCAUGUGUCGUUGUCCCUUGUCACCCUUUUUUCUUUUUUCUUUCUUUCUUUCUUUCUUUCUUUAUUUAUUUAUUUCUUUCUUUCUUUCUUUUUUUUUUUUUUGAAUGUUUCCUUACGAGCGACGAUUGACGAUUGACUACGAUGCCGACGAUAAUGAUCUAUGAGUUGUAUGUGUGGUGAAGGGGAG
This is a messenger RNA of Aspergillus heteromorphus CBS 117.55, 4306 nucleotides long. RefSeq lists its product as uncharacterized. The record is from RefSeq and is a predicted model, not a curated record. The transcript is spliced from 9 exons. NCBI's taxonomy places the organism in Eukaryota, Fungi, Ascomycota, Eurotiomycetes, Eurotiales, Aspergillaceae. The coding region runs from base 1 to 4086 and encodes 1361 amino acids. Gene Ontology annotation, cellular component: membrane.